UGUGCAGUCAUGAUGGUUUCUCAUGGCUUAUAUGGGACCCUGUGGAUGUUGUCGUGUUUUGGUCUGUUUUUAAGUGAAGACCUGCAGUUUUCUGGUCCGGCUAAUGGAGCAGUAGGAGGAAGUGUGGUGUUCGCUCCUGAUAACCCGCCCUCCACAUCAAAUGAUGCAGUUCAGUGGCAUUUUGGAACAGCUAUUAUAGUGACAGCACUGUCUGAUUCAACUACAAUAGCCUCAGCAUACAGAGACAGAGUCAGUUUUGACAAAAACACUCUCGCUCUGGAGCUUUGGAACCUGACACUGAAUGAUUCUGGAAUAUACAGACUGACUGUAUUACCUAGUGCUGGAGGCCAACUUACAGGAGAAACUUUGCUACAAGUGCUCGAAAAUAUAACUAAUGUCAGGCUUAUUGGUCCAGAAGAAUCAUUAAUAGAGGGAGAAUCAUCUGCUAACAUCAGCUCUGAGGGAACUGGCAGCAUCACCUCUGUGCAGUGGAUGAAAGAUAACAGUCCUCUGUCUCCUAGCAACAGCAUCAUCUUCUCAUCUGAUAACAGAUCAGUGUCCAUCAGUCCAGUGCAGAGAUCAGACAGUGGAGAAUAUCAAUGUACAUAUAGAAACCCUGUCAGCUCUGAGACGGCAACACUCAACCUGACCAUCAACUAUGGACCAGAAGAUGUUUCAAUUAAGGGUGAAGAUGUGGUGGAUUUAGGGGUUCGUGUGUCGCUCUCUUGCUCUGCAAAUUCUGAACCUGCUGCCUCAUUCAACUGGAAGAUUAAUGGAACAGACACUGAUGUGACCACAGACACAUUCAUCAUAGAUGAGACUGACUUCACACACAGUGGAGAUUACAUCUGCACAGCCUGGAAUAGUGUCACAAAGAGAAGCGCCUCACAAAAACAUGCUUUACUAGUUAAAGUAGGAGGAAGAGGAGGAGGAGGGCUAUCAUCAGGGGCGAUAGCUGGGAUUGUCAUUGGGGUUUUAGUGGCAGUUGCAGGCAUUUGUGGUCUGAUUGUCUAUUUAACAAAAACUAAGAAAAUCUCAAAAAUAAACCUUCGACAAAAUGGACCGGCAAGAGGAGCAGCACAAAGCAGACAGGAGCCUGACUUGAACUAUGCAGACAUUAGCCAUUUCCAGAAGGCUGGUGGAGAGAGAGUGAAUCUGGGGAAUAAGAGUGAAUUUAGUACAGAGUAUGCAGAAGUAAAACAUGGAGGGAAGUCAAGGGCUCCUCCACCUCCCUAUGGAAGUCAGGUGCGGAAGUGAAGACACGGAAACACUGAAACCUACUGCACUGAGUCUUCCUGCAUAUUGCACAUUUCACACGUGUUGUGUUAUUUCUUUAAUUUAGUUUGAUUUCACUGGAUGUUGUUGUGUAAGUGAAACGUAAAACUUUUAUUAUUGUUUUGAAUUCAAGAUGGCUUGUUAGGCUGUGCAAUUUUUCUGUUUUCACGAUUAAGAUGGAGAGACAGGGGAGGGUUGUAACACUGCUCAGUUUAUUUUGAAUUUGUAUGCAAUUUUUCAACAUUUAUCUGAUACAAAUCGAUGUUGUUUCGAAAUCUACAACUUCUCUUGAAAUCUCUUCUAUUGUGUAAAAUAAUGUCAAGUACAAAAAGCCAUGUUAUUACAACAUAAUCACCUACCGGUGUGUGAUUUAACAGUAUAUUAACAGU
Messenger RNA from Sinocyclocheilus anshuiensis, 1664 nucleotides. Its product is annotated as carcinoembryonic antigen-related cell adhesion molecule 20-like. The transcript has 9 exons. Bases 10 to 1257 code for a protein of 415 amino acids. The record is from RefSeq and is a predicted model, not a curated record. Lineage: Eukaryota; Metazoa; Chordata; Actinopteri; Cypriniformes; Cyprinidae.